Molecule: messenger RNA, 915 nt
Organism: Dichomitus squalens LYAD-421 SS1
Lineage: Eukaryota; Fungi; Basidiomycota; Agaricomycetes; Polyporales; Polyporaceae
Product: WD40 repeat-like protein
Exons: 2
Molecular function (GO): protein binding
Source: RefSeq, a predicted model, not a curated record
GGCCACGAAGAUCGCGUCCAGUGCCUCGCAUACUCCCCAGAUAGCAAGUGGCUGGCGACUGCAUCUUGGGACUGCACCAUCAUUCUUUGGGACUCCGAUGGGCAGCUUGUCCAGGAAUGGAUCGCCCAUUCCGGAUCGGUAAAAUCACUGGCAUUCUCCCCUGACGGCCAACAUCUUGUAUCCGGUGGCGGAGACCGUAGACUCGUAGUCUGGGAUGUCAUGCCGGGGAUAGGUACUCCCAAGGCUAGGAUACUAGAAGAGCACACCGAAGAGCUCGACAGAUGUGCCUGGUCCCCGGACAGAACUGUGAUCGCGUCCAGAUCCAAGGGCGGGAUUGUGAGGCUCUGGGAUGCUCGGACAUUCCAGCUGCUCCGUCUGCUGGAUUCUUCUCUAAAGACGGACCAUCGCCACGAUCUCCUCUUCUCGCCUGAUGGACGCACGCGCCUCGCUACCGGAGCCCAUGGAGGUGUUGUCCGGAUCUGGGAUGUGCAGACGGGAGAGAUGCUUUCAGCCUCGAAGCGGCACAUGCGUGCUGUACUCGAUGUGGCGUUCUCAUCUGAUGGCACACGCAUCCUGUCAGCAUCAGAGGACAAGACAGUGAAAAUCUGCGACGCAUCCAGCGGAGCCAUGGUCUUGUCCCUCGAAGGGCACACCGCCCCCGUCAACAAAGCCUGCUUCUCUCCGUGCGGGGAGUACGUUGCGUCGGUGUCAGCUGACCUAACCGUACGGGUGUGGAGGACGGACGAUGGAUCGUGCAUAAAGGCACUCUUGGAGCACAAGGAUCCGAUCAACGCCAUAGCGUUCUCCCCCGAUGGAAAGACGUUAGCGUCUGGUGCACUGAAUGGGACAGUUGUUAUCAGAUAUAUGCGCGACAUCGUUCCAGUAGAAGGUACGGACAUACCUUGUGGACUUUGA